Molecule: messenger RNA, 1493 nt
Organism: Porites evermanni
Lineage: Eukaryota; Metazoa; Cnidaria; Anthozoa; Scleractinia; Poritidae
Source: the annotation of a GenBank genome assembly
AUGGGGAUCAACAAGCGGGGAGUUCUGAGAGGAAAAUGCAGUGAGAGUGAGUGUGAGUGCGAGGAGUUUGAAAGUGUCUGCAGCAUUGUUUGUGAGUACUGUGGCCACCCACCAGUCAAACAUGAGAAGCAUAGUGAUAUCUCUCACCACCAGCUAAGAAAAUAGUUGUGUCAGUUUCCAAUGACAUAACACAACCACUCGCCAACUCUACAUGGGUAACCUUCGAUCCUGCAACACCAGAUCCUGAUGUAUCACAAGAUUCUGGUUUUUCAGAGCAAGGCUGCAACUCAGCACAGGCAGUUUCCGAUUCUCUGGUACCAGCUGGCUUGUCAGAGGAGUUUCCCGAUUCAUCUUAUUCACCUUCCGAUCCUGUAGUACCCACUAUUGAUUCCACAGCUGCAGUCUCUAAUUCGUUAACCAUAGAAAGUGUCAAUCCACAAACCUCAUCAGAGUACCCCUUGGCAGCGAAAAACGUGAUAUCUUUUCUGAAAAAUGUUGCAAAAGAGGAGGGAGACUUGUCAAGCCCGGUCUUAAGAUACCAUUUGUCAAUCACAGAAGAAGAAAAACUGAAGGUUACUUGUAAAGUAUGUAAAAAGAUUUCUUGGUUGGCAACAUAAAGCACUCUCGUGUACAGCCGUGAGCACCAACUACAGCUUGCAAUCCCGCAGAAUGAAGAGCAUUACCUUACCUCCAUUACAGCUUGUUUCCAUGAAAUUGAUCAAGCAUUUCCACACGUAUUCGUCUUGACACAAAGGAGCAUUUGCCGUGUGAAAUACCAAUAUAUAUGGUUGAGUGGCCAAAGAAAUCCUUUUGAUAAUGCCAAGCAACAUGUUGAAAGCAAAGCACAGAAAACAAAGAUGCAUGGAAGCUCGAUGGUAAGCAGCAAAGAUAUUUCUUCGUAUUUCCAAGCACCUCUGCAGAAGGAGCCAGUAAGUGACAAGAAGCCUUCAUUUAAGCCUCGUCUAAGCUGUCAUUAUGACAUGGGUUCUAUUACAAAGACUACGCUUUAACAAUAACAGGAGAAAACAUGAAGACAAAGCCAAAGUUGUUGCUUAAUGAUACUAAACCUGGAACAGAUGAGGAACAGACAAUCGUGGUAUCCAGAGCCGUUCUACUGUUUCGUAAAAAAUGACGAUUCCAGUGGUUUGUCAUCGGAAAUUGGCGGAACUUUUCGCAGUUCACAGUGCAAACGUGUUUCCUGUAAGUUUAUUAAUGCUGAUUGAAUAUGUUCUAGCUCUGCAAACAUUCCAAACUUGCCUUCGUUUUGAAAGCACCUUCCUUUAUGGAUUAAGAAAACAGCAGAUACUGGUGAACAAAACCUACGUUCCGUUAGAAAUGAAUAUCUGACAAGUGAAGAAAUCGUUGAGAAAGUAACAGAACAGAGAGCAAAACUAGACAGCUUAGAGUCAAAUCUGUUUUUCGAAACCUCCAGGAAUUUGCAACUCAAGAUGCGUCUAAGAAAUCUGAAAGAAAAGCUAGAAGAGUAUGCUAAA